Pseudozyma hubeiensis SY62 is the source of this 1626-nucleotide messenger RNA. RefSeq lists its product as hypothetical. The transcript has a single exon. Gene Ontology annotation, molecular function: translation initiation factor activity. NCBI's taxonomy places the organism in Eukaryota, Fungi, Basidiomycota, Ustilaginomycetes, Ustilaginales, Ustilaginaceae. Gene Ontology annotation, biological process: translational initiation. Gene Ontology annotation, cellular component: cytoplasm; eukaryotic translation initiation factor 3 complex; nucleus. The record is from RefSeq and is a predicted model, not a curated record. The coding region runs from base 1 to 1626 and encodes 541 amino acids.
AUGGCCGAGAAGUACGACUUGACACAGACCCUCCUGCCCUACCUCGACAGGCACUUGGGUCUGCCACUUCUCUCCCACCUCGCCGACUCUGGCAUCUUUUCGCAGACCGACAUCGCAAAGGCCCAGUAUGAGUUGGCGAAAAACACUUCCAUGGUCGACUAUGCGCUCCAGCUUCACGAGCAGGCGUACCCUAACCAACCCGCACCUGCCGAGAUCGAAAAGCAGCGAGAGAACGCCAUCGCCUUGAACGACAAGCUUGGCUCGGAAGUUGACCACGUCCUCAACGUCAUCCAAGAUCCCAGUGUUGCCUCUGCGCUCAAGCAGGACAAGGCACAGAACUUGCAGUGGCUCGAAGAGAACUUCAACCUCACCAGCGAGCAGAUCAACGCACUCUACCGAUACGGAUACUUCCAAUUCAACUGUGGUAACUACGGCGAUGCCUCGUCGUACCUCUACCACUUCCGCGUCCUCUCCACCGACCCUGUGCUCACCAUGAGCUCGCACUGGGGUAAGCUCGCCAGCGACAUCCUUGUCGGUGAGUGGGAACAGGCUCUCAGCGAGCUCAAGUUGUUGCGAGAGCUGCUCGACUCUUCCGCCGCCCACGCUACCGCAUCCUACGCUCAGCCAUCAACCUCCAACGGCACCAGCCGCAACGAUGACUUGACGCAGGAAGGUCUCUUGAAGAAGCGCGCAUGGCUGCUUCACUGGGCUCUUUUCAUCUUCUUCAACCACCCCGCAGGCCGCGAGCAGCUCGUCGAGAUGUUCCUUUCUCCCGUCUACCUCAACACCAUCCAAACCACCUGCUGGUGGUUGCUCCGAUACGUCGUUGCCGCCCUGUUGCUUUCGCGACGAACAACGCGCGUCUACCUGGUGCAGCAGCCUGCUCCCGCCACCCUCAUGACCUCGGCCUCGAGCGCCAACGUCAACAAGUUGAGCUCUCAGCAGGCUAUCAAGGACAUUGUCAACAUCAUCGAUUCGGAAUCGUACCGACUUGCCGGCACCGACCCCAUCGUCGAUUUCCUCUCCAAGCUCUUUGUUGACUUUGACUUCGAGGCCGCCCAGGAGCAGCUCACACUCGCCGAGCAGGUCGCUGCCAAGGACUUCUUCCUCGGAGAGUUCAAGGACGAGCUGGUCGAGGCAUGCCGUGUUAUCAUCUCCGAAGCGUACUGCCGAAUUCACUCCAAGGUCGACAUCGCUGACCUCGUCAAGCGACUUAACCUUUCCAAGGAGGAUGGCGAAAAGUGGAUCGUCAACCUGGUGCGCGACACGCGUGCUGAUGCCAAGAUCGACUUCAAGGAGGGUAUGGUGUUUAUGAACCCCACUCAUCCUCCUGUCUACCAGACUAUCAUCGAAAAGACCCGAGGUUUCACCUUCCGGACCUCGGCCAUGGGCACGGCUAUCGACCGCAAGGCACACCCGCCCUCGUUCAACAACACACAUAACCUCAACGGCAACGACAAGCGCGGCGGCGCCGGCGGUCGUGGUGGCCGCGGUGGUCAGCGCAACCAGGGUGGUCAGCGAGACCGCUCGCACGCCAACAACAACGAGUCGAAGCGUGAUGGCGAGUCGGCGCCAGCCGCAGAGGCACAGCAACAGCAAUCAGCGCCAGCAGUCGCUGCCAACUAA